UACGAGGCGGCGCGCUGCCGCUAGUGGUUAGGACUGAGGGAAAACUCCGUGGGGGAUAGCAGGGAGUAUUGAAGGAGAAAACUAGAGGCUACGCGGGGUCGCCUCGUGAGCUCCAGGGUGGUGACGGCUUCGGAAAGAAAUUCGAGUACCCCUGUGCGGUGCCACUUAACCUCCUUCCGCGCGGCGGCGGAGUGGUUAAAGUGAUCAAACAAUGGCAAGUAAUCACAAACCUUCAGCAGCUCGCCCUGUUUCACGAGGUGGAAUUGGGUUGAUGGGAAGGCCUCCUUCUGGAAUACGACCCCUAUCAGGAAAUACUCGAGUGGCAACUGGAAUGCCCCCUGGAACAGCAAGACCAGGUUCGCGUGGUGGACCCAUAGGGGCAGGAGUUCUGUCUUCUCAAGUCAAAGUUGCAGAUCGUCCUGUAACACAACAAGGUUUGAGUGGAAUGAAAACAGGAAUGAAAGGUCCCCAGAGGCAAAUUUUAGACAAAUCUUACUAUCUUGGGCUUCUUCGAAGUAAAAUAAAUGAACUUACAACAGAAAUUAAUAAACUUCAGAAAGAAAUAGAAAUGUAUAAUCAAGAGAAUUCAGUAUAUUUGUCAUAUGAAAAGAGAGCUGAGACUUUAGCUGUUGAAAUCAAAGAGUGUCAAGGACAGCUAGCAGACUAUAACAUGCUAAUAGAUAAACUUAAUACCAAUACUGAGAUGGAAGAAGUAAUGAAUGAUUACAACAUGCUUAAAGCUCAAAAUGAUCAAGAAACACAAAGUAUGGAUAUCAUAUUUACUGAAAGACAAGCGAAAGAAAAACAAAUUAGAACUGUAGAAGAAGAAAUUGAACAGGAAAAAGACGCAGCAGAUGGCAUUAUAAAAAAUAUGUCUCCUGAAAAACAAGUCAAGUACAUAGAAAUGAAAACCACAAAUGAGAAAUUGUUACAGGAAUUAGAUACACUUCAGCAACAACUAGAUUCACUGAACAUGAAAAAAGAGAGCCUGGAAGCUUGUGUUCUUGAAGGCGCGACUGCACUGGCAGUAGUUUGUAAGCCUCCUAAUGAACCAGCCGUUACAGACGCUGGAGGAGGAUGGAUGACAGAGAGACCAGGCUUUCACAGGAAGGCGGCCGACGGUCCAGCCAACAGCCGGGAGCACCAUGCGCUGUGCCAGCCAGUGCCCCCUGCUCCGGGCUCUGCACGGCAGUGGAAGUGGCCCGACAGCUCGAGUGGUGGGAGCAGAUCUGGGGUUCGCCUCCUUGAGAUGCAGCUCAAGAGGGUGGAUGGGAAGCAGAAACCUCAGGAUGCUGGUAACGUUGAAUGUACCUCACAGUGUGAAGGGUCCAUAGCCCUUCUUUGCAGCUUCUUGAUGCUGAGAUGUUCUGUGGGCAUGAAGAGAAAAUGUGCAGGGGCUGUGCAGGGACAAUUCCAGGGCACUGGACUGAGGCUGGCAUUCAGAUUGGGCUUUGAGCCCAUGCUGUUUGGGUUGAGUGCUCAUCGGCCACGCAAGAGGAGAGCCGGGCAUCAGGCCAAGGGCGGCCCUGCCACCAAAGGCCCAAGGCGGCUGCAGCACAGAGCACCAAGGCCCGAGACAUCCUCUGAGGGGCUGCCUCUAGUGAAUCGACCUCCCUUCGCCACCACAUUCCAGAGGCCCUCCCCUGGGAGACAGGCUAGUGGAGGUGAAGAGCUGGCCCCCGGGGCUUACUUCUGGGCUCCAGCGAUGGGCUACACCUCUGCCUCAGUUGCCCCAGCCCUCUGA
Molecule: messenger RNA, 1744 nt
Organism: Manis javanica (Malayan pangolin)
Lineage: Eukaryota; Metazoa; Chordata; Mammalia; Pholidota; Manidae
Source: RefSeq, a predicted model, not a curated record